AUGCCUAUUUCCGAUUCCCCCAAGACCCUCUACGACAAGGUCUUUGAGGACCACAUUGUUCACAAAGAUGAAAGCGGUUCCUACCUUCUUUACAUUGAUCGUCAUCUCGUUCACGAGGUGACAUCGCCCCAGGCUUUUGAAGGCCUUAAAGAUGCUGGCAGAAAAGUCAGAAGAACUGACUGUACUCUUGCCACUGUCGAUCACAACAUUCCUACGGUGCCACGUACGAACUUCAAGAACGUCGAGACGUUUGUGGAGCAGGAAGACUCCAAGCUUCAAGUGAUGACUCUAGAACAGAACGUCAAGGACUUUGGCGUCACCUACUUUGGCAUGACCGACGACCGUCAAGGUAUCGUGCACGUUAUUGGUCCAGAGCAGGGUUUCACUCUUCCGGGUACUACUAUGGUGUGUGGUGACUCGCAUACGUCGACUCAUGGUGCUUUUGGCGCCUUGGCUUUUGGUAUUGGUACUUCUGAGGUGGAGCAUGUGUUGGCUACCCAGACGAUUAUCCAGGCCAAGUCUAAGAACAUGAGAAUUAGUGUCAACGGUGAUUUGCUGCCGGGCAUCACUUCUAAGGAUCUUGUUUUGCAUGUUAUCGGUGUCAUUGGUACUGCUGGUGGUACUGGAUGCGUUAUUGAGUUUGCUGGCACUGCUAUUGAAGCUCUUUCCAUGGAAGCCCGUAUGUCCAUCUGUAACAUGUCUAUUGAAGGUGGUGCUCGUGCUGGUAUGAUCAAGCCAGACGAAAUCACCUUCAACUACCUUAAGGGCCGUCCUUUGGCUCCUAAGGGUGCUGAAUGGGAAAAGGCUGUCAAGUACUGGAGCACUUUGCACAGUGACGAGGGCGCCUAUUUCGACUACGACAUCAACAUCAACGCCGCCGACAUUGUUCCAACCAUCACUUGGGGUAACUCUCCCCAGGACGCCUUGCCAAUCACCGCCAAGGUCCCAGAUCCAGCUAACGUCGAUGAUCCAAUCAAGAAAGCUGGUAUGGAAAGAGCUCUUGCAUACCAGGGCCUCACGCCCAACAUUCCUCUCCAGGAAAUCAAGAUCGAUAAGGCCUUUAUUGGUUCAUGUACGAAUUCCCGUAUUGAAGACUUGAGAAACGCUGCCAGAGUUGCCAAGGGCCACAAGAAGGCUGACAAUGUCAAGUUGGUGCUUGUGGUGCCAGGAUCUGGUCUUGUCAAGCGCCAAGCUGAGAAGGAAGGUCUUGAUAAGAUCUUUGAGGCUGCUGGUUUCUCGUGGAGAGAGGCUGGUUGUUCCAUGUGCUUAGGUAUGAACCCAGAUAUUCUUGAUCCAGAGGAGAGAUGUGCCUCUACUUCCAACAGAAACUUCGAGGGUCGUCAAGGUGCCAAGUCUAGAACCCACUUGAUGUCUCCAGCCAUGGCUGCCGCUGCCGCUAUCACUGGCCACUUCACUGACAUCAGAGACUGGGACUACGACACUUCCGAUGAGCCAGCUAUGCAAAUUGACUCUUCUGGCCCAGAAGACCAGGAGUUGCAGGACGCCGUCUACGAUCACGAGAAGCAGCCUCUUGAAUCCUCCGAAUCCCUUGCGGACGACAGACUUAAUGACAUUCCUCAGGAACAAGAAGCUUCUCUCACCGUGGACGAGUCAGCUCCAAAGUCAGCUCCUGCUGGCAUGGACAAGUUCACUGUUCUUUCCGGUAUCACUGCUCCUUUGGACAAGGCCAACGUCGACACAGACGCUAUCAUUCCAAAGCAGUUCUUGAAGACCAUCAAAAGAACCGGUCUUAGUAAAGGUCUUUUCUACGAAUUGAGAUUCAACAAGGAUGCUCAAGGUAAGGACGUCGAGACCGACUUUGCAUUGAACGUGGAGCCUUACCGUCAAGCCGAAAUCUUGUUGGUCACUGGUGACAACUUUGGUUGCGGUUCUUCUCGUGAGCACGCUCCUUGGGCCUUGAAGGACUUUGGCAUCAGAUGUAUGAUUGCCCCAUCUUUUGGUGAUAUCUUCUACAACAACUCGUGCAAGAACGGCUUGUUGCCUAUCAGAUUGCCUCAGGAGGUGAUCAAGGAGAAGUUGUACCCAUUGGCUGUUGCCGGUAAGAAGCUUACUGUGGACUUGCCCCAGCAGCAGAUUCGUAACGGCGAAACCGACGAAGUCUUGGUGGACCACUUUGACAUCGAAGAGUUCAGAAAGCACUGCAUUGUCAAUGGUCUUGACGACAUUGGCUUGACCAUGCAAAAGGAAGAGUACAUCCGCAAGUACGAGGAGAAGAGAAGAGACAAGUUUUCAUUCUUGGAGGGCGGCUCCAAGCGCAUCACCCCAAUCCGUGGCGCUAAGAAGUCCAAGUUUGGCCUCAAGACCCAGGAAUGGUAG
This is a messenger RNA of Candidozyma haemuli, 2337 nucleotides long. RefSeq names its product 3-isopropylmalate dehydratase (gene LEU1). Bases 1 to 2337 code for a protein of 778 amino acids. Gene Ontology annotation, cellular component: 3-isopropylmalate dehydratase complex. The transcript has a single exon. Gene Ontology annotation, biological process: L-leucine biosynthetic process. Gene Ontology annotation, molecular function: 3-isopropylmalate dehydratase activity; 4 iron, 4 sulfur cluster binding. The record is from RefSeq and is a predicted model, not a curated record. Lineage: Eukaryota; Fungi; Ascomycota; Pichiomycetes; Serinales; Metschnikowiaceae.